This is a messenger RNA of Puntigrus tetrazona (Sumatra barb), 5315 nucleotides long. Its product is annotated as cyclic nucleotide-gated cation channel beta-1-like. Lineage: Eukaryota; Metazoa; Chordata; Actinopteri; Cypriniformes; Cyprinidae. Gene Ontology annotation, molecular function: protein-containing complex binding; intracellularly cAMP-activated cation channel activity; intracellularly cGMP-activated cation channel activity. Gene Ontology annotation, biological process: retina homeostasis; monoatomic cation transmembrane transport. The record is from RefSeq and is a predicted model, not a curated record. Gene Ontology annotation, cellular component: plasma membrane; intracellular cyclic nucleotide activated cation channel complex; photoreceptor outer segment.
ACCAGCAUGACAGAGAUCGAUUCAAAAACUCCCGGCAUGGUGGGCUGGAUUGUUCAGGGUCUGGGCCUUUCGAUGCCACAGCCAGCGCUUAAAAACAAAGAAGGAUGUUUGGAGGACGGGAAGGUUGUGCAAAAUGCAGGCAGUGCUCGGUCAGCUCCCGGAGACCUCGUUCUUGAGGAGGUCGACUCUGAAGAUGAAGCUCAAGAAAAGUAUACAUGUCCAACAGCGAACUCACUGCCAAAUUCACAACCUCAGUCCCAACCACAAACACCUUGGUCACCGGAACAGUCUCUUCCACUGAGCGUCACCACACCCUCACAAGCACACAUAGAACUGGAGGACGCAGAAACUCAAACUGCACGAUGGACGCCCAUGAUAGAGAACAUCAGGAGAGAGGCGGAGGACACCGCCAUAUUAAUUAUGGAGGAACGGUUGAUACAGGAGCGUCUGGCGAUGGCUCGGAUGGCAGAGGAGGUGGCACGGCAGACAGCAGAGAUGGCUGUCAGGGAGUUGGCACAGGCCCGGUUUGGCAUUCAGACCAUUGCAGAAGAGCCAGAAGAUGUUGAUCAAGAAUUACAAGUGCUACAGGAAGAGGAAAGUGAUGUAGAAGUAAUACGAAAUCAAAUUGCAGAGUGCCAGGUACCUUCAGUUAAGGAGUUUCUUCCAGAAGGACAAGAGGCAGAGGCUGUAGACACUGCUUUUACAGUUCAAACCCCUGUGGAGGAGUUCAAGUCCUCUUCACCUCUACAAGAGGAACCAGAGCCAGAGCCUGAGGAGCUUCAUGACGAGGAGGAGCUCAGGGACUCCACUGAAGCAGAAGAAGAACCUGAGCCGAUCACUCAGCAACCUCAGUCUAUUACCAGCACCUCUGCCUCACCAACUGAUUCACAGGUGGAGAGUACAGCUUCUGAAGAAGAAAGCAGUGCUCCUACCAGAUGCGAUGCACUGAAGAGAUGUUUCAUGCGUGUACCAUAUGCACCACAGGCCCUUGACAACUUUAGCCAGUUCCUGACAGACAUCGGCUUCACUUUGCCCAAAGUGCCUUCCAUGCCCAAUCUGCCCCCUGCUCUCUCUCAAAUCACCCAACAGCUGCCAUCACUCCCUCCCCAACUGGCACAGCUACCGCAACAAAUUUCCCAGCGAUUCUCCAAAAUCACCCCACAAUUCCCAAACCAGACGCUUUUUAGUGCUCCUCAUUUUCCAAGUGUCCCCGUGCAGUUAUCCAGCCUUUCACAACAGCUGUCCAACAUUCCGCAACAAAUUUCAAACCUCCCACAAAAGGUAUCCAACUUUCCCCAAAGGUUCACCAGCAUUCCACGGUUUUCCAUCCUUCCACAACAGGUCUCCAACAUUCCGCAACAACUCUCCAGCAUUCCACAAAAAAUAUCCAGCAUUCCACAAAAGAUAACUAGCAUUCCACAGUGUGCCCAGCAGUGUUUCUCCAACAUUCAAAGCCGCCUCAAACUUAGGCCAGAACAGGAUGCCCAGGAGCAACCACAGAAGAGUAGGGAUCUGGAGUUGGACCGUCUUGUCCGCCAGUCCCCGCUCCAAUCCCCCCGUACCCCUUCACCCUCUUCCCCAAGCUCAGUCCUAGACUUGCCCAAUGUGCCCUCUUACCCCCGUCUGCCACCCAUCACCCCUUCCAGGCAGUUAUCUGGCGUUUCCAACCCUGCCUUCCACGUUGAGGACAACCCCACUUCUGCUAGACCCUCAGUGAGCUCCAGACUGAGUGUGCACCCAGCUGUGAAUGUCGAAGAUGUCGACUCAGACCGAGGGAAAGGAGGAAGACGAUCUCGCCCAAUACCACCAAUAAUAAACCCACAGGACCCUAACCUCAAAACCCUCACUGUCCCUGGUGCCCGUAAAGCCAAUCGGACCAGCAAGAGACUUUACUCACAAGAUGAUGAGGAAGAAGAGGAGUUAGAAACUGCAGUCCGGGCAUGGCCAAGCCAGAGUAGCAUCUCAAGCGCAGAUGAUGGGCUAAAUCAGCGGCCAACCUCUUCAGCCAGCCAAACUAGUACUGUAGUAAAUGAGAGGUUACAGGAGCUGGUCAAGCUGUUUAAAGAGAGAACAGAGCGAGUUAAAGAAAAGCUGAUCGAUCCAGAUAACUCAGAUGAUGAAACACCACCUGCCUCCCCAGCCAAGCAAGCUCCAGCUCCUCCUCCUCCUUCUGAACCUCCAGCAGAGCAGAAAACAGAGCAGGAGGUACCGGAGGCUCCUGCUGAGAAAGAAGAGGAGAAAACAAAGCUCCUAUGCUGUAAACUGAAACCUCAAUCCAGGAUUGGUCGGCUUCUGCAGUACCGUUUUCCAUCCAGCAUCGACCCCUUCACCAAUCUCAUCUACGUACUUUGGCUGUUUUGCGUGUCUUUGGCGUUUAACUGGAACGCGUGGAUGAUUCCUGUGCGUUGGGCUUUUCCAUAUCAAACACCGGAUAACAUCCAUAUUUGGCUGUUGAUUGACUACUUAUGUGAUGCCGUUUACAUACUGGACAUCCUUGCCUUUCAACCCAGACUGCAGUUUGUUCGUCAUGGAGACCUUGUGACCGGCAAGAAAGAGAUGAGAAAUAAUUACAUCAAAGCUGUACGAUUCAAGCUGGAUGUGUUCAGUCUACUUCCUCUGGAGCUUCUCUACUUCAAAACAGGGAUUAAUCCACUUCUGCGCUUACCCAGGAUCCUGAAGUUCAUGUCUUUCUUUGAGUUCAACAAGCGUCUGGAAGCUAUACUGACCAACGCUUACGUUUACAGAGUUAUUCGGACCACCACCUACUUGCUGUAUGCCGUCCACUGCAAUGCCUGUCUGUACUACUGGGGCUCUUCAUAUGAAGGUCUGGGUUUCUCAGAUUGGACCUAUGAUGGGACCGGCAAUAGUUAUUUUCGCUGCUACUACUUUGCUGUGAAGACUUUGCUUACCAUCGGUGGUCUGCCAGAACCCAAAACACUUUUUGAGAUUGUGUUUCAGCUCAUCAAUUACUUUAUUGGAGUGUUUGUGUUCUCCAUCAUGAUUGGUCAGAUGAGAGACGUUGUUGGUGCAGCGACUGCGGCUCAGACAAACUAUCGUGCCUGUGUGGAUAACACUGUGAAGUACAUGGCCUCCUAUCGCAUCCCUAAAGAUGUGCAGAACAGAGUGAAAACCUGGUACAGCUACACGUGGCAGUCCCAGGGCAUGCUGGAUGAACAAGAGCUAUUAGAUCAACUACCUGACAAGAUGAGGCUGGAUAUAGCAGUGGACGUCAGCUACAACAUUAUAAGUAAAGUGCCACUUUUCCAGGGCUGUGAUAGACAGAUGAUCUUCGACAUGCUGAAGAGGCUCAGAUCAGUGGUGUACCUCCCAGGAGACUAUGUCUGCAAGAAGGAUGAAGUGGGUCGUGAGAUGUACAUUAUAAAGGCAGGGGAAGUCCAGGUAGUCGGUGGUCCCGAUGGAAAGACAGUGUUUGUGACCCUGAAAGCAGGAGCUGUGUUUGGAGAGGUCAGCUUGCUUGCUGUGGGUGGAGGAAACCGGCGGACAGCUAAUGUGGUAGCACGUGGUUUUGCUAACCUCCUCAUCUUGACCAAAAGGGACCUGAAUGAGAUCAUGGUGCACUAUCCAGAGUCCCAGAAACUGCUGCGCAAGAAAGCAAGGAAAAUGGUGAUGAAGGAUAAAAAGCCUGCUGAGAAGAAAGAGGAAGAAAAGGAGCCCAUACCGAUUAUUCCUCCUCGUGCCGAGACGCCCAGACUGUUAAAAGCUGCGCUGGAGAUGACAGAAAAAACAGGAAUGAAAGGGACAUGGUCCAAACUUAAGGACAGGAGCAACAGAUCAAGUGUCUCCUUGCAGCACUCCAUCUCUUCCUCUGCGGCGCCCAACUCUCCAGUCCAUGAAGCGCACUCAGAUCAAGAUGCAGACACUCUGUCUCAGAUAUCAGACAGCUCAAUGCAAAUCCCCACGACCCCCACCGAUGUUGGAGACAGGAAUGUAUUUGCUGAAGACGGCCCAGCGGAGGAGGAAACUAAAUAGAAAAGAAGUAAUCCGGCGGCAAAUAAUGCGGCUACGAAAUAACCCAGACAGCUGAGACCAUCAAAAUUAUCUGCCGGACAAUGUUGUGCUCAGCGUUUUGCUUCUGAAAUGGGUCAUGAGGUCAGAUGCAGUCAGAGAACUCAGGAAAACUGUCUUCUCAUUUUGUUUUCUCAUGCAGAAUAUAUAUAUAUAAAUGUAAUAAGCAUAACCCAUGAGGUCUCCCCAGAAUAUCCGAAUGCUUUUGGCUUUGGUCAGACGUCAGUUACUAAUAAGUCAACUAAUAAUUAUUUAUCUCUUGAUAAAUAACGUGAUGUAGAUACUUCCACCUCUUUGCGUACCUAAUUAAGAGCUAUUGCAUUAAAACAGACCUAAAAUCUCAUUUGCUUCUGUUAAGUGCCUUAAUAAAGCCUGAACACUGUUAAGCACUGUACACACCCUCAGUGCUCACUGCUAUAUGAGUUCCUAUAUUUUUAGCAAUAUGUAGCAUUUUGCCCCAGAUUUAACUUACAGAGUUAACUUAAAAACGCAAUACAUUUCAGCUGUGUGGCCUGUUUGAAACACCGUAGGUCUAAACUAAAGAUGUUACAUUAAUAUGAUAUGCAUAUAAAUAUGUGACUUUUUUUUUGUAUGUGUAAACUAAAUCUUUUGGAAUUAUUGGUAGUCUUUCAGGUCGGUUAGAUUCUCUGUGGGACAUCCGUGCUGAAGAUAAUAGUGUCAAAGUGUUCAAAUAUGAGUAAUUUUAUUCCUCUGUUCAUUAUAUCCAGAUGUAGGGGGGAAAGUUUUUGCUGCCGUUAACUAAGUAAAAUCAAAUAUUUAACAGCUUUUUGGAACCAGGAAGAGAUGGGCAGAAGGUUUGAAAAUGAAAAUCGCCUUUUUUAUAUAAAUUGUUUCUUAUUUUUAAUUACGUUUUUAUAGUUUUUGUUUUUAUAGCUUCCUUGAUAUAUAAGUGUGCGUCAAACACUGGAAAAAGCUGUAGGAGAGUUGCGUGUAAAAUUAAAAAUAUGCUUUUGAGCUAGCAGCUAGACAUUAUGUACAAGCUUUAUUUAUGAGUAUUAUUUACUCGUGUAAAUGUUAUUGAUUGCUGGUACUGUUUAUGAUUUGUAUUACAUUGCUGUUGCAGAAUGUUUAGUAUGUUUAGUACAUUUUGAGCAGCUGAAAUGUUUUAUGGCCUGGGUGACUCAACUGUAAAUAUUCAUCUCUAGGUCAGUGUUCAGUGAUUUGAAAUUGUGUCAGAAUUAAAGCAAGUGAUUAUAUGGCUCUUUGUAUAAUCUUUGAUGCUCCACUGUGCAAUGUUUUUUUUCUUACACAGAAAAGCACAGAAAACU